AUUCGAGACGGGUUGAAGAGGCAGCUUCUGUUGUUGCUGCUGAGCCUUUGAUUAGUGGGGGUAAUGACGAUGAUGAACAAAGGGUUGAAAUGCGAAUGGUACCUGCUGGUUCAAUCAAUGAGACUGCAUUGAAUAAUGGUAAGGCUUUUGGUACCGUGGACUGUGGAUUUAAAUGCAUUGCUGAAUGAAAUAUCUGAUUCGUUGAAGGACCCACUUCAGCUUGGUGUGGCUACACCAAAUGAAGAGAUGUCUUCUGUUCUGCCUGAUUCACCACCCAAUGGAUCCAUCUCCAUUUCUAAUGGAAAUGGUCUGGAGAAGACUGCAGUUAAAAAAUAUCCUCCUCGAAGAAUAGUAUCAGCCGUUCGGGACUUCCCUCCUCUUUGUGGAAGAAAUCCUGCCCUGGAGGCGAAGAAUUUUGGUCAAGAGAGGUCUGCUAUGGAUGGCGAACCAUCAUCAUUGAAAACAACAAAGACUACUGUGAGACAAACAGGUGAGGAUGUUCAAGAUAGGGAGUUUCACAAGAGUGAACAUGGAGGGGAUAUUUCUCUACUAAUUGGGGACAAGGUUCAACCAAAAUGCAAGGGACAUGCUGUACAAGAAUUGGAAAGGCACGAUGAUGUAAAUUCUGAAAUGAACGUGGUUUCAGAAGAUGCUAAAAAAAUUUGCCAUGAACUUUCUCAAGGACACGAUGUAUUUCAAGACACAGGGAGUGUUGAACAUUCAGAGGAGGGAGUGGGGAAGGAGAUGGUGGUAUACCAUGCAAAGGAAAGUCCAAGCGAGACAGGCUUAAGUAAACCUUAUUAUCAUAAUCAAUUGCACGAAGAAGAUUUUGAAAGAUCGGAAAUUAUGUCGGAAAAAGCGGUUGUAAUGGGUUUGAUGACUGCGUCAAACUGUCCGUGGAGGAUGGGAAAAGCGGGCGACCUACAUAAACUAGAAGGUGGAAGUAGCGAAAGAAAACAAAAGAAGCUUGAUGUGAAAUGUCAGAUAGAAGGAUCUAAGGCUGUUUCCAGGAAAAAAGCUGACUCAGACAUUGGAGGAAAGUCUCCAAAGAAUAUUCUUCCUAUAUCACAAAUGAGUGCUUAUGAAGGUACACGUCAGCUUGUUAUCUGGGACAAGGAGUAUUCUCUUGAGCUUGACCAGAAAGAAGACUUUUAUGUGAGUCCAAGAUCAGGUUGUUCUGAUGUAUGUCCUCCUCCUUUUGGUACUAGUAGUUCAACUAGCAAAGUUCGUGAUAAUACCCGAAACACGGUGAGGGAGACAUUGCGUUUGUUCCAAGCUCUCUGUAGGAAGCUUUUGCGGGAGGAAGAGGGCAAGUCAAAGGAAGGAGGAGUUCCUCGCAAAAGGGUUGAUUAUUCAGCUGCAAAGAUCCUCAAGGAUAAAGGAAAAUAUGUAAAUACGGGCAAACAAAUCCUGGGAACUGUGCCGGGAGUUGAAGUUGGCGAUGAGUUUCAUUACAGAGUGGAACUUACUAUUGUUGGCCUUCAUCGCCAGAUUCAAGGUGGUAUAGAUUAUGUAAAGCAUGGUGGGAAGAUCCUUGCAACCAGUAUCGUUGCAUCUGGUGGCUAUGCGGAUGAUUUGGAUAAUUCAAGUUCCUUGAUUUAUACAGGCCAAGGAGGAAAUGUGAUGAAUACUGAUAAGGAACCUGAAGAUCAGAAGCUUGAACGGGGAAACCUUGCUUUAAAGAAUAGUAUGGAUGAAAAAAAUCCUGUUAGAGUGAUCCGUGGCUCUGAAGAAGGAAGAAGUAAGACAUAUGUAUAUGACGGACUAUAUUUGGUAGAGAAAUGUUGGCAGGAUAUGGGGUCUCAUGGUAAGCUUGUUUUCAAGUUUCAACUUGACAGAAUCCGAGAUCAACCAGAGCUUGCUUGGAAAGAAGUGAAGAAGUCCAAAAAAUAUAAAGUACGGGAAGGUCUAUGCAUUGAUGAUAUUUCAGCAGGGAAAGAGUCCAUUCCUAUCUGUGCUGUGAAUACCAUAGAUGAUGAGAAACCUCCACCAUUUGUAUACAUGACUAGCAUGAUAUAUCCAGAUUGGUGCCGCCCAGUUCCUCCCAAGGGUUGUAGCUGUAUUGUUGAAUGCUCAGAUUCUGAGAAAUGUUCUUGUGCAGUUGAGAACGGAGGUGAGAUCCCAUAUAACUUCAAUGGUGCUAUUGUUGAAGCAAAGUCCCUUGUGUAUGAGUGUGGUCCUUCUUGUAAGUGUCCUCCUUCUUGUUACAAUAGAGUUAGCCAGCGUGGUAUCAAAUUUCAGCUUGAAAUCUUCAAAACUGAAUCAAGGGGUUGGGGAGUGAGAUCCCUAAAUUCCAUUCCUUCGGGAAGUUUUAUAUGUGAGUAUAUAGGAGAGCUCCUGGAAGAGAAGGAAGCUGAAGAAAGAACUGGGAAUGAUGAGUACCUGUUUGAUAUUGGGAAUAACUACAGCGACAAUUCUCUUUGGGAUGGACUUUCAACCCUCAUGCCUGAUGCACAAUCAAGUUCUCAUGGAGUAGUGGGGGAAGGUGGAUUCACCAUUGAUGCAGUAGAGUACGGCAAUGUGGGAAGAUUUAUCAACCAUAGUUGUUCUCCUAAUCUUUAUGCCCAAAAUGUCCUCUAUGAUCAUGAUGACGCUAGAAUUCCUCACAUCAUGUUCUUUGCUGCUGAGAACAUUCCUCCUUUGCAAGAGUUGACUUACCAUUACAAUUAUAUGAUAGACCAGGUUCGUGAUUCUAAUGGCAAGAUAAAGAAGAAGAGUUGCUAUUGUGGUUCUCCAGAGUGCACUGGCAGACUUUAUUGAGGCAGACAUCGGAGGAGAAUUCUGGGCUACUCGAAAGAGGUGAUUUCUAAUUACUGGAGGUAUCGUUAAUGUCAAAGCUUUAGAUGAAGUUUGAAAUGAUGACCAUUUUUCUUUGGUAGUUGAGCGACGCUCGACUGUUUGGUUUCGGAUGCUUGGUUGUGAAGAGGACGACUAAAAGUACUAAUUUACUUGUGUUUGUUGCCACAAGGCCUGUUGGCUAUAGAUCUAAUGUUAUACGAAGACAAAGGAUCAUUGUUCCUAGGGAGCAAUAUUUUUGCUUUUUUGUGUUUUACACAUUGUGUUUCCUUUAUAGAUAUGUUCGUGUUUUCAAAUUUCAACCA
Messenger RNA from Pyrus x bretschneideri (Chinese white pear), 3101 nucleotides. RefSeq names its product histone-lysine N-methyltransferase, H3 lysine-9 specific SUVH6. NCBI's taxonomy places the organism in Eukaryota, Viridiplantae, Streptophyta, Magnoliopsida, Rosales, Rosaceae. The record is from RefSeq and is a predicted model, not a curated record. Gene Ontology annotation, cellular component: nucleus. Gene Ontology annotation, molecular function: zinc ion binding; histone methyltransferase activity; protein binding.